AGUUAUGGCGCACGAAUUCAAUAUUUGGACCCAAAACAUCUAAAACGACAGCACUGUCGAUUGCGCGACCAUCACUCUUCCUCGGCCGCGAAAUUCUUGUGAUCUCCUUCUCCGGCGAACUUCUUGCGAUCUCCUUCUCCGGCGAACUUCUUGCGAUCUUCUUCUCCGGCAAAUAUAGUUUUGAUCCACCAGGUGCUCUCAUUAAAAGUUUCUGCAUAUCUAAAUGGACGCAAGUUCAACUGAAGCUUCUGUUACGAAGAGUGCAGAAUUGUUAUUAAACAGGAAAAGAAAAAGGGCGAGGAAGAAGGCUAACAGAAAAGAAAGACAGCAAAGGUUGGAUCAAAUGCUGCAAAAUCUGGAGGCUCCUAGAAAUGAAGAAAGUUCCAUUGAAGACAUGACUAGUCUAGAGAAUUCUAGCACACAAUUGCUUCCUCUAGGACAUCUAGAAAUACAAACGGAAUCGGCCACAACUCUUUUGGAAAAGAGUGCUGGUAAGAAAAAGAGACGGAAGAAGAGAAGUGUGAUGAAGGCGAUGAACCAAAAGGGUGAGCCAUGUAGCAUGGUUCAGACCGAUGUUCCCUCAAAUCCAAGCCUGUCGGAUAGUAAGCAUGGAGAAGUAGAAAAUGGCCUACUCAAUCCAAACAUUUCAACUCAUGACUUUGUAUCUUCCGAGAGGAAAGUAACUGAGGCAUUGGAUAGGGGACUUGACUCUCUGACGGGAGUCCAGAAAAAGGAAGCGAACACAGUUGCUCAAGAAAAGAAUCAUGAUUCUUGUGCUGAGCGAGCUAAAAAAGAUAAUGCUAAGGUUGCAAAUGAUGCAAUUGAAGAAGUUUCAUUAUUUGAAGCUGGAAGAAUUUCGGUGGAAAGCUGUAGUGAAAGGACUCAACUCACAGACAAAUCAGAGUUAAUCAUGCAUUUUCAUUCAGCUCCCAUUAGGCCAGGUGAUUUCCGCAUGAUUGGAGGUCCUCGUAUGAGGAGAAAACUUCUCAUCCUCGAUGUUAAUGGGCUACUUGCAGAUGUAGUCAAUCCACCGCCAAAGAAUUGUAAUCCUGAUGCAUGUUUCUCAAGACGGGCAAUAUUCAAGAGACCCUACUGUGAUGAAUUUCUGAAAUUUUGCUUUGAAAGAUUUGACGUGGGCAUCUGGUCUUCUAGAUCCAAGAAGAUCAUUGUGAAAGUGGUGGAUUAUUUGUUGGGAAACAUGAAGCAUAAGUUGUUAUUUUGUUGGGAUAUGUCACAUAGCACUCAGACAAUGUUCAAGACACUUGAUAACAAGCAUAAGCCCUUGGUUUGCAAGGAGCUGAGCAAGGUGUGGGACAGAUAUGAUCCGAAUCUACCCUGGGAAAGAGGGGAUUAUGAUGAAUCAAAUACUUUACUAUUGGAUGAUUCUCCGUACAAGGCCUUGCUAAAUCCUGCGCACACUGCGAUAUUUCCUCAUUCUUACAACUUCAAGGCCGAGAAUGAUGAUUCACUAGGCCCUGGAGGUGAUUUGCGAAUUUAUUUGGAAGGGUUAUUAAAAGCCGAACAUGUACAGAAGUACGUAGAGCAACAUCCAUUUGGUCAGCGGGCAAUCGAUGAUACAAGCUCAGAUUGGAAUUUUUACUCUGAUGUUCUUUGCAGUCUGCUUGGUCAAUCAAGCUAAAAUUCUUGAUAUGCUCUUGUAUAAUUUGCAUGCGAGAGAGACAUACUGUGAUGCCAGACACCAUAAGAACAGAGGCUUGCUUUCGGACUUUUGACAAUUUAAAAACAGAUAACUGGUCCGAGCUGUGUAGCAAUCACAAUAAUGUGGAAUGUGGUGGAGUUUCUUUGAACUCAUCGACGGCCUUCCUUUAGGAGUUGAUUGAUUAUUUGCCUGCUAUUUUUUAACAGUAUCGUGUUAACUUUCUUCAUUUUCUUCCUCUCCCUCCUUUUUGGGGAACGUUUAGUUGCUCAGGCUUCUUUCUCCUGUUGAUUAUGUAAUAUAUCUGCUUACUUUCAUGAUCCCUCUGUCUGCUUUCAGGGUAAUGAUGCUUUUGUAGCUUAGGCUUUCCUUUAGCAGCUUGGUUGGAUAGUUGUUACCCUGUAUUAUAUUGUAUUGGUACUCUAAAUUCAAUAGUUUGGGUUGUUACUUAAAUAUUAUUUAUCUUA
Messenger RNA from Nicotiana tabacum (common tobacco), 2124 nucleotides. RefSeq lists its product as uncharacterized. The record is from RefSeq and is a predicted model, not a curated record. NCBI's taxonomy places the organism in Eukaryota, Viridiplantae, Streptophyta, Magnoliopsida, Solanales, Solanaceae.